AUGGCGGCGGCGGCGGCGGCGGCGGCGGCGGCGGCGUGGCCGGAGCUGGCGGCGGCGGCGCGGGAGCGGCGGAGGGAGCUGGCGCUGCCGGGCGCGGCGGUGGCCGAGCGGGUGGCGGCGGGCGGCGGGCGGCUGCCGGCGGAGCUGCUGGCGCUGCCGCUGCUGCAGUCGCUGGAGCUGAGCGGCUGCGCGGCGCUGCGGGAGCUGGGCCCGGGGCUGGCGGCCGCGCUGCCCGCCUUGCACACGCUGGUGCUGCGCGGUAACGCGCUGGGCCCCGCCGGGCUGGGCGAGGGGCUGGGCGGGCCGCUGCCGGCCCUCCGCGUGCUCGACCUGUCCGGGAACGGGCUGGAGGAGCUGCCCGCCGCGCUGGGCGGGGCGGGGGACGCGGGGCCGGCGGGGGCCGGGGUUGAGCCCGCGGCCUUCCCGCAGCUGCGCAGCCUCAACCUGAGCGGGAACCGGCUGCGGGAGCUGGGCCCGGGGCUGGCUCGCGCCGCGCCGCAGCUGCAGGAGCUGCUGCUGUCCGGGAACCGGCUCCGCGCUCUGCCCGGCGCGCUGCUGCCUCCCGCCGCCGCCGCGGCGCCGUUCCCGCUGCUCAGCCGGCUGGAGGCGGCCGACAACGAAGUGGAGGAGCUGGGCCCGGGCAUCGCCGCGCUGCCCGCCCUCAAGAGCCUGGACCUGGCCAACAACCGGCUGAGCGAGCUGCCCGCCGCGCUGGCCGACUGCCCCCGCCUCAAGGACGCCAACCUGCGGGGCAACCCGCUGCGGGACCGCCGCCUCGAGAAGAUGGUCAACGGCUGCCAGACGCGGGCCGUGCUGGAGUACCUGCGCUCCAAGGGCCGCGCCGAGGGCGGCCGCGAAGAGGCCAGGAGGAGGAAACGGGAGAAGCAGCAGCAGAAGAAGGACGACGGGGAGCGGGACGAGGCGGAGGCGGUGGGCAAGCUGCUGCUGAAGGUGCUGCAGGUCGGCGACAACCCCGCGCCGAUGGUGGUCAGGGCGAGCCCGGGCGUCAGGGACGUGCGGCCCUACAUCGUGUGCUGCGUGCUGCGGGGAGUGCGCCUGCGGCCGGGGAACGCCCUGCGCAGGUUCCUGAGCGCGCAGACCAAACUGCACGAAGACAUCUGUGAAAAGCGGACAGCGGCCACGAUUGCCACCCACGACCUGCAGCUGGUCAAAGGCCCGCUGACCUACGGCGUGCGGCCUCCCACGGAGCUGAAGAUAACGCCCCUGGGUCGAAAGGAGAUGAAGGCAAAGGAUCUCCUCCAUCAGCUGCAGCUGGAAGCAGAGGAGCAGAGGAAGCAGAAGAAGCGCCAGAAUGUUUCUGGAUUGCACAAGUAUCUCCAGCUGCUGGAUGGCAAAGAGAACUAUCCAUGUCUUGUGGAUGCUGAAGGCGUUGUGAUUUCUUUCCCACCCAUAACCAACAGUGAGAAAACAAAGAUCAGAAAAUCCACCCGCGAUCUGUUUCUGGAAGUGACGAGCGAUAUGAGUUUACAGAUCUGCAAAGACGUCAUGGACGCUCUGAUUCUGAAAAUAGCGGAACUGAACAGAUUCACCCUGGAAAAUAAGGAGGAGGAGUCGGGCUCGGAUGAGGAAUCGGAUGCUCCUUGUGGACCUGUGGAUUUGAACCCCAGCCACAACACGCGGCAGCAGAGUUUGCCAUUGGUGGUGGAGCAGGUCCGAGUGGUGGACACGGAUGGAAACCUGAAAGUCCUUUACCCUUCAAAAACUGACCUGGCCACGGUGUCCUCUCUCCUGACAGUCAUACGCUAGCCGCUAGCAAAGACAAGAAAAUUACUCGGUUUUCUUUUUCUUUCUUUUUUCCGUAUUCAAGAAUGGGACUUGUACGCGGUGAGAGGGUUUUAAAGAUGCAGUGCUCCCUGCCUCGCCGUGUAAAACAUUUUGGUCAAGUCCUGGCAAGGAGGAUUGCAUCCUCUCAGCCUUAGGAGAAAGUCAGCAGCGUUCUGACCAGCUGCAGGCAACGGCAUCUGCCAAUGCAAACUUAAAAGCGGGGAAGGUAUUCGAAGUCAGAAUCCACUAACGUGGAAAGGGAAUCGUUAUGACAUUUUAAUUUAUAAAACGAAUGCAGUCAUGUUUCUCUGCAAGGUUACUGCUUGUUCCUGGUGCUUCAGCUGGAUUAUUAUCUUAGCAGCUGAACUGAGAAAUCCAGUAGGUGACAGCACUGAUGCUGUUACAUGCUGCACACCACUACUGAAGACACGAUGCACUUGGAACAUCUCAUUUUGCAUAAUUUUAUAUCCAGGGUAACCAUAGAACUGAACAUUCUGCGUAUUUUAAAUGUCUUAAACCUAACUGCUGCCAGGAUCUGAGCAGUUUUACAGUAAUGAUUUUUAUUCUGUGCUCACACGUUUCACACCGCUUUCAUUUCUGAGUGAAGCCAAUAGAACUGACUGCAGGGGUUUGCGUUUCCCAGUGCGUUUUAGAGCCGUGCUCCAUCCUCGUGGAAGCACCAGUUGUGAAUUUAUUGUGUACCCAUUGAGUUAGCUGCUGGUCAAGCAUGGAAUUUGUACUCGCUUGUGAAGUGGAGCCCCGUUCUGAGGGCUAAUGCUAUGUCAGCACUGGUCCCCAGCUCCCCAGAACGUAAGCCGUCCUGUCUGGGUGACCCCACUGGAGCUCCCUCCUGCACCCCAGUUUGGUGAGUGUUGGGCACCCCGUGCAAGGUGCAGAUAGUGGAGCUGUUCAGGUUUUUGCAGUCCUGGCUGUUGUCUGAAUGCAGACCUCUCCGCGCAUAAGCUAGGGCGAUCCAUGAAUUCUAACUGAACUCUCUAGAUAUCAAAUACGUCCACGUGUUGCGAAUUGAAUGGAAAAAUAAAAUGGUUCUUGCGGUCGUACGUCA
Molecule: messenger RNA, 2851 nt
Organism: Numida meleagris (helmeted guineafowl)
Lineage: Eukaryota; Metazoa; Chordata; Aves; Galliformes; Numididae
Gene: LRRC47
Product: leucine rich repeat containing 47
Exons: 7
Coding region: 1-1767 (588 amino acids)
Biological process (GO): phenylalanyl-tRNA aminoacylation
Molecular function (GO): protein binding; RNA binding; phenylalanine-tRNA ligase activity
Source: RefSeq, a predicted model, not a curated record